AUGGGAAAAGAAACAAGAAUCGCUCCUAAAGAUAAAGUUGCCAUCAUCGGUUCUGGCAACUGGGGUUCGGUAGUAGCAAAAAUUGCAGGCCACAAUGUAAAACGAUCCUCUACCUUUCAUCAUGAAGUAAGAUUGUGGGUAUUCGAGGAAUUCGUCGAAGGUCGUAAACUCACCGAGAUUAUCAAUGAACGACAUGAAAAUGUAAAAUAUUUACCCGGACACAGGAUUCCCGAGAAUGUGGUGGCGUUUUCCAAUUUGUUGGACGCCACAAGAGAUGCCACCAGUUUGAUUUUUGUUUUGCCUCAUCAGUUCGUAGAAAACGUAUGCAGCCAACUAAAAGGCCACAUUAACCCGAAUGCCAAGGCCAUAUCACUAGUUAAAGGUUUCAACACAACCGAUUCUGGUAUUCAACCUAUAUCUCAUUUAAUCAGGGAACACCUUCAAUUACCUGUGUGCACUCUGAGUGGUGCCAAUAUUGCCAAUGAAAUUGCCGAAGAAAAAUUUUCGGAAACUACGAUCGGAUAUGAAUCACAAGGGGACGGUAAAUUAUUCAAAGAACUUUUAGAAACUCCAUACUUCCGUGUGGGUCUUGUAAAUGAUGUUGUGGGUGUGGAGUUGUGCGGUGCAUUGAAAAAUGUGAUCGCCAUCGGUGCGGGUAUUGUCGAUGGCCUGAAAAUGGGCGAUAAUACUAAGGCGGCGAUUAUCAGGAUCGGAGUGUUGGAGAUGAGAUCUUUUAUCAAGAGAUUUUAUGAGGGCAUUAAGGAUGAGACGUUUUUCCAUAGCUGUGGACUAGCGGAUGUUAUUACCAGCUGUUACGGUGGAAGGAACCGAAGAGUUGCAGAAGCUCACGUGGUCACCGGAAAGUCAUUUGAAGUACUAGAGAAAGAACUUCUCAACGGUCAAAAAUUACAAGGCACUCUUACUGCCAAGGAACUAAACCGGGUGAUAGCUCACGAUGGGUUAGAAAAUGAAUUCAAAUUAUUCACCGCCAUUUAUCGAGUAAUAGUUGAAGGUUUACCGCCGCAGAAGAUUUUUGAAUAUAUUUUGUAA
This is a messenger RNA of Acaulospora colombiana, 1050 nucleotides long. The record is from the annotation of a GenBank genome assembly. NCBI's taxonomy places the organism in Eukaryota, Fungi, Glomeromycota, Glomeromycetes, Diversisporales, Acaulosporaceae.